Nestor notabilis (Kea) is the source of this 823-nucleotide messenger RNA. It is a transcript of the gene CLYBL, whose product is annotated as citrate lyase beta like. The transcript has 5 exons. Lineage: Eukaryota; Metazoa; Chordata; Aves; Psittaciformes; Psittacidae. The annotation marks the transcript as partial. Gene Ontology annotation, biological process: regulation of cobalamin catabolic process. Gene Ontology annotation, molecular function: (S)-citramalyl-CoA lyase activity. The record is from RefSeq and is a predicted model, not a curated record.
AUGACGGCGGUUGGUCCGUUUGAUGUAACCCAGUUUUAUGGAUGCCAGAGUUGGCAUCCGCACACGCGGGCGGAAGAAGAUAAGCGUGCCGGGGCGCCGGCCGGCCUGCUCUCAGCAUCCCUCUCCGGCAGCCGGAUGGGGGAGAUGCCGCCCAGGGUCCCUGGGGUUCUGCUUCAGCCUCAGGCUGUCACCCGGGGAGCUGGACGGGAGGAAGGGCUAACAGCAAGCGGCAUCCCUCGGGAUGGCAGGGUGGAUUCUUCUCUGCCAGCUGGUGUUCCUAAGCUUAGUUACCGCUUUGCAUCAUCUCACAAGUACGUUCCCAGGCGAGCUGUGCUGUAUGUACCUGCGGAUGAUGAAAGGAAGAUACAAAAAAUCCCAUCACUAAACGUAGAUUGUGCAGUGCUGGACUGUGAAGAUGGUGUGGCUCUGAACAGAAAGAAAGAAGCAAGACUGACCAUUGUGAAAACCCUUGAAAAGUUUGACUUUGGCCAUGCCGAAAAGUGUGUUAGGAUAAACUCUGUGUCCAGCGGUCUUGCAGAAGAGGAUCUAGAGGUGCUUUUGCAGUCCAAGACCCUUCCUUCAAGCAUGAUGCUGCCAAAGGUUGAAAAUGUUGAAGAAAUAAGAUGGUUUACAGACAAAUUCUUAUAUCACCUAAAAGGCCGAACACUUGUAGAACCAAUGAAUUUUAUCCCCUUUGUGGAAACUGCAGUGGGCUUGCUCAAUUUUAAGGCUGUCUGUGAAGAAGCACUGAGAAGAGGAUCCCAGGUUGGCUUUCAUUUGGAUGCAGUCGUCUUUGGAGGAGAGGAUUUCCGUGCCAGCAUAG